AUGCGUACACCCAGUAUUAUCCUCGCGAUUCUUUCGCUCUCUUCUACGAUCUCUGCGCUUGCGGCUCCGAGAUCUGCAGCUCUCGAUCGUGGAUUGAAUGAAUUUGAAGAGGGUUGCCAAUGUUCUGCUAUGGGAUCCGUCUGCCAUAAAGCAUCCUAUAUCAACUGCUGCAAUGGAUUCUCCUGCGAAAUGAUGGACAAUCCCAAUGGGGAUUAUGGUAUUUGUCGCGCGUCGGAUGAUCGUAAGAAGGAUGAGAAAUGCAUGUGUUCCAUGUCUGAUGAUGUGUGUCAUCCAAAAUCCGACAUCAAUUGCUGUUUCGGUCUCUAUUGUGAUAUGACCAAUAACCCCAAUGGCGAUUACGGAAAAUGUAAACCUUCGCACGAGUCGAAGAAUCCAUUCAAAAAAAUCGGAGAUGCGGAAAAAUGUUUAAAAUCGGGCGACCAUCAAGCCAUGCAUUGUAAUUUGCUAGGCGCACCACCCUGUUGCUCCGGAGCAAAAUGUAACAAGGUUGGAAGAUCCGAUAGCCAAAUGUUUAUGUGCGAAAAAGAAUCCGACGAUAAGGAUCAAGACGGUGAUGAUAAGUGUUUGAAACCUGGUUGUAUGGGUACCCCUCCUCACUAUCUGCAUCAAUACUUAUUCUUCGCUAGCAAUGCAUUGCAAUUACCUUGGCUCCCCAAAAUGUUGCAGCGGAUCAAAAUGCAACAAGAUUGGAAAGUCUGA
Messenger RNA from Botrytis byssoidea, 720 nucleotides. RefSeq lists its product as uncharacterized. The record is from RefSeq and is a predicted model, not a curated record. The coding region runs from base 1 to 720 and encodes 239 amino acids. NCBI's taxonomy places the organism in Eukaryota, Fungi, Ascomycota, Leotiomycetes, Helotiales, Sclerotiniaceae. The transcript has 4 exons.